This is a messenger RNA of Rhagoletis zephyria (snowberry fruit fly), 4783 nucleotides long. It is a transcript of the gene drk, whose product is annotated as growth factor receptor-bound protein 2 drk. Gene Ontology annotation, molecular function: protein binding. The record is from RefSeq and is a predicted model, not a curated record. Lineage: Eukaryota; Metazoa; Arthropoda; Insecta; Diptera; Tephritidae.
UACACGUUUAUUGAGCGAUCUAUAUUAAGCACAAAAUUAUUAAACAAAAACAACAAUCGAGAUAGAUUAAAGCAACUGUAUAAUUAAUUUGCCAAGUAGCAGCAGCAGCAACAAAAGUAACUUUAAUUCAUAACGCAAACAAAUCACAAAAAAAAAAACAACAACAAGCAUGGAAGCAAUUGCCAAACACGACUUCUCAGCAACUGCCGAUGACGAAUUGAGUUUUCGCAAAAGCCAAAUUUUAAAGAUUUUAAACAUGGAAGACGAUUCAAAUUGGUAUCGUGCCGAAUUAGACAGUAAAGAGGGUCUCAUACCCAGUAACUAUAUAGAAAUGAAAAAUCAUGACUGGUACUAUGGUCGCAUCACACGCGCCGAUGCUGAAAAAUUGCUCUCAAAUAAACACGAAGGCGCAUUUUUAAUUCGCAUCAGUGAGUCCAGCCCUGGCGAUUUCUCCCUAUCAGUCAAAUGUCCCGAUGGUGUGCAGCAUUUUAAAGUUUUACGCGAUGCACAGGGUAAAUUCUUCCUUUGGGUGGUUAAAUUCAAUUCACUCAACGAGCUAGUGGAAUAUCAUCGAACCGCAAGCGUGUCAAGAUCACAAGAUGUUAAAUUAAGAGAUAUGAUACAUGAAGAGAUGCUCGUUCAAGCAUUAUACGAUUUUGUGCCACAAGAAUCUGGUGAAUUGGACUUUAGACGCGGCGAUGUUAUCACCGUCACAGAUCGAUCUGAUGAGAAUUGGUGGAAUGGUGAGAUUGGCAAUCGGAAAGGUAUCUUCCCAGCAACCUAUGUAACGCCAUACCACUCAUAAUAGAAUAGAAAGUCGUAAAAUAAAAUAUAAAAAAACAAUAUAAAAAAUAACAAUAAAAACACUGCACACAAAUACAAAAACAACAAACAAACGAACACACAAAACAAUACUGGUAUCUAAAUUAAAAUUUAAAAAAACGAACCACCAACAGUAACAAAUAUUUGCCACCAUUAUUUUUCACACAUUUUAUAAAAACGCCAAACACUGCUACAACAACAAUCAGAACUAUUAUCAGAAAAGUAGGAGUAACAACGGCAGGAAGAGACACUGCAAUAACACUCGAAAUUAAGAUUAGCAAUGGUAAUAGGGAUACAAAUGUUGUGUCAACAUUUAAAACUACAACCAUCAAUAGUUGUGAGCUGUCUCAUCAGCCAAGAAAUUUAUUAUCUUUGAGACUAUUGCAUGCGAAACAUCACAGCCUCAUUUUAUUGUUUUUUUUUUUAAAGGAGCGCUUUGUUGCAGACAACCUUUUAGCAAUUUUUAUUUGAGGUUAGAGAUACAUAUAUAUAUAUUUAAACGGUAAAUUACUGUAAAGAGUGUAAAAUCAACUUAGCGAAACUCUAAACUUAGCUGCCUUAUCAUGUAUCUAAAAGUCAUAAUCCAAUUAAUUGUCGCGUACUUUAGGCACUGAAAAUUAUUGCAUGCCAAUUUGAAAGUUUAGUUUUAAGAAGAUUUUAAGUCUAUCCCAGGCAUAUUGAACAUAUUUAUUAUAUUUUACAUUUGGUCUUUAAUUUCCAUUUUUGCUAACAUUUUACACUAAACUUUUACCAAUUUUACCUAUCUAUAUCGGCUUUUUAUAAUUGAAAUUUGUCACAUUUUUUUGUCAAAUUCAUACAUUUUUUAUGAAAUUUGCGACGGCUGGCAAUGGUAAACCUCCCGAGUGUAUUUCUGCCUUAGUAAAAUUUCUCAUAAAAUCCAUUUGCCAUUCGAAGAAAGUUAUUGACCAAAGCGUCGACAAUUUUUUGGUCGAAGCCGAACUAAAGUCUAACAAAAUUUUUUUGUCCGAACAUAAUGAAAGCCGAGUUGAAAGUUGGGUACUUCCCUAGCGGCCCGUGUUGUGCAAUAUAUUCUCGACCUCAAAGAGAAAAAACUCGCCUAAGAGAUACAUGAUAAUGCGUGCUUGGUCAAGUAAAGAAACACUUUAUUAUGUUUAAUUUAGAGAACGAUUAGUUUUGUCGAGAAAUAUCAGUGGAAUCAUGCAAUUCAAUCGCAAUGGAAUGCAUUUUAUACAAUUUUUAAUUUCUAACCUCAAAAAAUUGUUUGUAAGACAUCCCAAAAGUAAUCACAAACACAUACAUAUAUACCCAGAAAACACCAACAACCACAUACCAGAUAUAUAAAAAUAAACCUACUAAAAUUAUACCUUUGAUAUGCAUUUUUUUGAAUAAUUUUAAAAAGGGGGGUGUUACUGAAAGUUUGUUUAAAUUAAAUGUAUGUAAGAGGUAAAACCAAUUUGUAAAAAAAAAUCGAUUUUGAUUUUGCUUUAAGAGCAGAAACGAACCUGCAUAAAGAAACAAUUACUUAUAACGGUAAAUUGUUUAACACGUUUUCGUGUAUUUUAAAGCUUUUUCUUUUGUUGAAAAGUUGAAGCGCUUAAUUUUCAAAUGAACUUUUAUUCGCUGCGAACGAGUUUUGCUAAUUUUACAAAUUACACAGUCUCACAAAAAAAUUUUUUUUAGCCAAAUUCUGUAUCGGUGCCAAAAAUUGUUUUACACUUUUUCAUAUAUUUUUCCGUAAUAAAAACUGUGACAAGAAUUUGUCACUGUUACAAAUGUGAUGACAAUUGUCACUCUGAAAAAUUUGUCACGACAAUAGCGAUAAAACUAAACACAUAGCUCCGUCGGAAUGUUUUCACAUGAGAAUUUUGUAAAAUUGUUUAUAUCGUAAUUGCGCGCAUUUCAUCAGUUUUCAAUAAUUUGAAUAUUUCUUUAAACUAAAAGAAUGCAAAUGCAAUUAUUACAUAUGCAUUACAUAAACAUUUCUUAUUACUAGCGACCAUUUUGUCAACGACAAUUUUAAAACCCGACUAUGAUAAUUUGUCACUUUUUCAAUGGAAUUUCUCAUGGAAUUGAAGCGGUGGUGAUAAUUGUUUUUAUUAAAACAAAACAACCACCAAUCUGUCUAAUUGUUACUGACAAUACAAAAAAUUCCGAUCACUCAUGUUAUAAAAUAUGCACCAGGUGGUCCUUUCAUUUUUUGUUCAAUAUGGUAAAUUUCUAGUGUAAUUCAAUUAGUUUUAUUAAUUCAAACGCUUCAUUUGUGUGAUUCUUUAGUAUUUAAUUGGGUGGUGAAAACGAAAAUAUCCUAGCCUGUUUCCCCGCCUAACUUUUUUGAGGGGCUGUGUAAUUUAUAAUUUUUAAGAAGUCUUCACACAAUUUGUAUCUUGAAUAAAUUGCACCUUUUCAAAUUUACACUUCUUUUUUCUUAAUUGCUUUGUCCAGUUUAAGAGGCUCUUAAAUGCCGCCAUAACCAUCAUUUCAAAUUUCCUGCUUCAAUUUUAUGUGCUUGAGUAGUUUUUAAAUUUUGUUUUAGCGCUUGCAAAGUAUUUAUUCGUCUUAAUAAUGUGUCAUGUUUUAACAAUUUUAUUUUUUAUGGAUUUAUUUUAAAUUUUUUUUUUUGUAAGCAAUCAGAAAAAAACUAAAAGUUUUGAGGUGGUAAAACACAUGAAACGCAAAUAAAAAAUGUGCUAAGAGAUGUUAAAUAAAAAAAUAAUAAUUAAAAAAUUACAAGCAUAUAUAUAAAUAGCAACCAAUAAGUAAUAGUUUUACUAGUUUUUUUUUCAUAUACAUACAUACAUGAAAAUAUUAUACCAACAUACAUACUACAAGCAACGUUUAUGCAUUAGGAAAGGAAAGGGUGCAAAUAAAAAACACAAAAAUAGGUAAAAAAUGUUUGCGCCUAAAAAUGUAAGCGUUUUUUUGAUUUUAAAAAAACUUUCUUAAGAACAAAAUCCGUAUAUACAAGUACAUAUGUAAGCAGUUGAAAGCGUGCUGAAAAUGUACUAGAUAGUACAUACUACCAGAAAACAUAGGGAAGUGAAAAAGUGUGCAAUCAAUUUUCUUUUCAAGAAAAUGGCAACGAAAAACAAUUAGUUGUAGCAAAAAAAUUAAAAUUGCACAACCAGCUUCACUCCAAUCAACAUGCCUACAUUAAGGGUUCUCGCAGUUAUAUGUAUAUUGCCAUAAAUAAAAAUAACACUUAAAGUUAUACUAAAACUAAAAAAUUGGCUGCGUGCAUACAGAUGCAUACACAAUAAAUUUGUUUUAAUGUUGAAAGUUUUUAAACAAAAACUGGCUACUACAUUUCUUUUACUUUCUAUAAAUUUUAAUUUGGUGCAAACAAAACAUCUCAGUGCUAAUUUAUAUGGACGCUCAAAGUAUCACUGGUUCGUUUUUGCGCUUACUGCCCUAUUCACUCAAUGACAGAACCAAUCGUAUUAAUGGAUUUAAAUACUGCGCCGGAAAGUGUGCCCAAAAAACUUUGGCUUUAAGUGCUCUAAAAACUACAGUUUUCUAUAUCACAAUUUUUUAUGUUAUGGUUAUGACCUAUUUGACCUAUUGAGUGCGUGAAAACGACGAAACAAUGCCUUUUUUCGGUAGCAAAGUUUUAGGCGCAGUAGUUAAAUCAAUUGGUAUGUAAUGAGUUUUGUCACUGGCGUGGGCGUGGCGUGGCGCAGCUAUUAAUCAUUACUUGCAGGCAAGCGUCUCACACACAUGAGUACUUGUUUCGUGCUUUACAAACAAAAGCUUUAAUUUUUUUCACUUUCUUAUUAAACGUCGUAUUGAUUAGCGCACGACAGCUUCUAGUUUGAAAUUUUAUUUAAAUCUUAAAAAAAAUAUAUAUAUAAAAAUAGUCGCGCAAACUUUGCAUUUCUUUUAGUAAACCACCAAGUGUAAAGCGUCAGAAAUUUAGAAAAAAAGCAAAAUAAUCACAUUUUUACUUCAAAGAUAUUAAUUGUAAAAUGAUUUAACAGAUGGG